Messenger RNA from Rhizophagus irregularis DAOM 181602=DAOM 197198, 1203 nucleotides. RefSeq lists its product as uncharacterized. Gene Ontology annotation, cellular component: mitochondrial outer membrane; mitochondrial outer membrane translocase complex. NCBI's taxonomy places the organism in Eukaryota, Fungi, Glomeromycota, Glomeromycetes, Glomerales, Glomeraceae. Gene Ontology annotation, biological process: protein import into mitochondrial matrix. The record is from RefSeq and is a predicted model, not a curated record. Gene Ontology annotation, molecular function: transmembrane protein transporter activity.
GAUCAAAAAAUUUUUUUAUCUACAAUUUUCAGUUCCAUUUUCUUGAUUAAGACCCUUCCGAAAAAAUAACGCGGGACCAUUCUUUUAAAGUGCACAGUAUGGCCGGCUUGGGUGAAAAAGUUUCGACGACAACAACAGCACCUAUGAUCACACCGUGGAGCUUGAGUUCUAUCUUUAAUGGGAUAUCAGAAUAUAGAAAGAAACUUAACUUGCCCAAUCCAGGCACUUUCGAAGGUCUCCAUAAAGAGGUUAAAGCCACUUUUUUGACGAACCACUUGUUUGAUGGAGGUAGGGCUGACCUUACAAAGGUUCUAUCACAACAUCUUCAGGUGACUCAUUCAUUCUCAAUGGGUUCAACAAUAUCCCCUCCAAUGUACAAUUUCGGAGCCGCUUUUAUUGGUAUAAAUUCUUUUCUUCAUGGCACCAUUGAUACAGAAGGAAACUUAACAGCACGCAUGAAUUAUGCAUGGAAUGCAAAUAAUGUGACUAAACUUCAGGCUCAUAUAUCACCAUCACCAGGGCAUUCGAUGCUUCAAUUAGAACAAGAUUAUCAAGGAACAGAUUAUUCUAUAAAUUGUAAAACUAUUAAUCCUUCGCCGGUUGAAAAUACUGGAAUAUUCAUUCUCAGUUAUUUUCAAUCUGUAACACAAAAAAUAGCAUUGGGAGUUGAAAAUGUAUAUCAGAAGCCAACCCCUGAUAUUGAAGAAACUACCAGAUCUUUGGUAGCAAAAUAUACCGGAACAGAUUGCAUUGCAACCUUACAAUGGCAGGAAAUCGGUGCUUUACAGGCAUCAUACUAUCAAAAAAUCAGCGAAAAAGUAGAUUUUGGAACAGAAUUACAAAUACUUGUCGCAUCAGGUCGAAGAGAGGCAGUUUGCACAGUAGGUGGUAAAUUCGAUUUUCGAGCCGCUACUUUUAGAGGACAGAUUGACACAACAGGACGCAUCUCAUCCGUUAUAGAACAAAAAAUUGCUCCGGGAUUCAGCUUUAUUAUCACUGGUGACAUCGAACAUAUGAAGAGCACAGCAAGAUUUGGAGUGGGAAUUCAGUUGGAAGCAUAGAAUUUUUUAAUAUGUAAGAUAGAUUAAUCAAACCAAAAGACAGCGAAAAUCCAGCAUUGAUGUGACCAAGUUGUCCAUUCUUUGCAUAUUUUAAUUAAUCAAUUAAUUAAUUUGAAGUUUUCACAAGACAAUUUUAUGAUUA